Messenger RNA from Daphnia carinata, 2180 nucleotides. RefSeq names its product transmembrane protease serine 9-like. Gene Ontology annotation, molecular function: serine-type endopeptidase activity. NCBI's taxonomy places the organism in Eukaryota, Metazoa, Arthropoda, Branchiopoda, Diplostraca, Daphniidae. The transcript has 10 exons. Bases 89 to 1933 code for a protein of 614 amino acids. Gene Ontology annotation, biological process: proteolysis. The record is from RefSeq and is a predicted model, not a curated record.
AGUGACGUAGUGUUUUGCGUGAUUGAUCGUUAACGCAUUCCGAUCUGUUAGAAGGAGGCAAUCUCAUUUGUUUCACCAGGUGUCAUUGAUGAAAAUGAAUAAGACAGUCGUCAUCAUUUUGGCCGCCGUCUUUUGUUCCAGCGGAUUGGUUUCUUCCCGCAUUCACCAGAGAUCCGAGUCCAUCGUCAUCGAAGUCGGGCCGAAAGCAGCUGGACGCAAAGAACGUUACCCGAGCUCUACUGGCAACUCACUGAGGCCAUUUUUGAUUCCGGCUUGGGAUACGGAUCUUUUAAAGAAGGCGAUGAAGUACAAAAUGCCGCACGUGCCAGCCAACACCUACCUGAUAACAGAGAAACCCAACGAAUGCUGGAUGUCGGACGGGACCUAUGGCAUUUGCAGUUCGGCCCUUUCGUGUAACCUACGGGACAAACUGCACGAAGCUCGUUACCCUCAAUCCAGCACGUCUCCGUCGCGCAAUACGUGCCGUUACGUCACCAAUGGCAAAGAGGAAACAGGUGUUUGCUGCCCAAGGGCAUCAUCUAGUUUCGGUGGCAUGUUUGCCUGGCAGCACCCUCUUUUCAUUUUUCCUGUCUCCAUACAAGACAUCGCAUUGUCAUCGCUGACCGCUAACUGGCCGUUAUGGAACCCUCAAACAACGUCGACAUCUUCCCCUUCGAUGAGCACAAGUCCUUGGUGGGUACCAGAUGUUUCAUCGACGACUGCCUCACUUUCUAGCACGACGAGUCCUUGGUGGGUACCGGACAAUUCGACAACCACAAGUCCUUGGUGGGUCCCCGAAUCCCCAUCGACAACGCCCUUGCCCUCUAGUUGGUGGGUGGCUGAAUCUUCGUCAACGUCUCUGCCCACCACGACCAGUCCCUGGUGGACCCCGGAGGCCACGUCGACGAUAGCAUCUUCUACUACGACUCGUCCUUCUUGGACAACUAGACCACCAUCUACAACAACGACAUCUCCUAGUACGCCUAAGCCUAGCACGACGAGCUCUUGGGUUGCGGAAACGACAACGACUUCACGACCAACUACAACGAGCCCGUGGUGGGUCCCGGAUGCCUCGUCGACGUUGAAAUUGCCAGUUGUUACGAGUACCCUUCCGGCGGUAGAAACCAGUACGGUUGCCAUGACAACUGGCAGCCAAAGCUCGGGAGGUAGUUGUGGUCGAGGACCUUUCAAACUCCUCGAUUGGCCAAGAAUCAUCGGUGGAACAACAUCAGCCAAAAAUGCAUGGCCUUUUGCUGUUUCUUUGAUGUCCAAUGGUCGCCAUUUCUGCGGCGGAUCGCUGUUGGACGAACAACACGUCUUAACAGCAGCUCAUUGCGUAGCACCGAUUCCAACAGAUGAAUUGGCCCAGGUGGAAAUCAUAUUAGGCUUACACACCCUGAAACCGAUGGACCAGCAAAUCGUGCGCCGGAAGCUCAAACGCGUCGUGCGGCACAAAGCUUACCACUCAGCUAACUUCUACAACGAUAUUGCCAUACUGAAAAUGGAUUCACCAGUCGAAUUUAGCGAUACAAUUUCACCUGUCUGUUUGCCAUCUUUUGGUACGGCCGAUCUUUAUGUUGAUAAAGCAGCCGUCGUUGUCGGUUGGGGAGCAUUGCAGGAAGAUGGUAAAUUGCUGCCCACGUCUUUGCAACAAGUGAUAGUCCAAGUGCAAACGAACACCGAAUGCCAAAAGAGAUACGGUUCUGAAGCACCAGGUGGAAUACUCGAUAACAUGCUGUGCGCCGCCAGUCCGCAUAAGGACUCUUGCAUGGGUGACAGUGGGGGUCCUUUAGUUGUUCAAGCGUCUCCAGGAUCUCCUUGGAUUCAAGUCGGCAUCGUCAGUUGGGGAAUAGGAUGCGGAAGGGACACGUUUCCGGGCGUGUAUGUUAGGACAACAUCGUUUACGGACUGGAUAAAGAAGAAUUUAUAUUAAAAGCAAUGAAAAUCUUCUUUCAACGUUGAUAAAGAAGAAGAGAUAAUGGAUGCCCGCUCGCAUCGGAUAUUGUGUAGACUACAAGCCUCUAAAUAUGUGGCGCUGUCGUUGAUUUUGGAAGCUCGGAACAGAUCUGAAUAUUCCACGUUUUCUUAUUUAAAAUGGGUCCAAUAUUUGUUCGAUAUUUUAUGAAACUUUAAAUUACAUAACCUUAACCAAGACUGCUGCGUCUUUGCCUCGUUGAUUG